Messenger RNA from Anolis carolinensis (green anole), 5285 nucleotides. It is a transcript of the gene pprc1, whose product is annotated as PPARG related coactivator 1. Gene Ontology annotation, molecular function: RNA binding; transcription factor binding. The record is from RefSeq and is a predicted model, not a curated record. NCBI's taxonomy places the organism in Eukaryota, Metazoa, Chordata, Lepidosauria, Squamata, Anolidae. The transcript is spliced from 14 exons. The coding region runs from base 48 to 4997 and encodes 1649 amino acids. Gene Ontology annotation, biological process: positive regulation of transcription by RNA polymerase II. Gene Ontology annotation, cellular component: nucleus.
GGAGUUCCCCAGUGCCGGCCGGGCUGCCGAAGCGAGGAGGCGCCAAGAUGGCUGCGCGGUGGGGCGGCGGCGCGGGGCACGCCGGGGCCGGGGGCACCCUCCCGCUGCGAGGCGGCGCGGACCCCGCGUUGGGCGGCGGCCUCUCCUCGACGCAGUACUUACUGGCAGAGGAUUUACAUUUGGCAUCAUUGGAGGCAGAAACCAUUCUCGAAGCAGGAGAAUUUCUUGAAACAAUGCAGGACUACUUAGACUCUUCUGUCAUCUCUAUCAUUGAAGAUUUCAGUAGUUUGAAUGAGACAAAGGGCCACAUGGAUGCUGAGAAUGAGCUUUCCCUAUUGACUGCAAUCACUGAGAUACUGGACAGCACCGAUGAUGAGUCUCUUUCUCCUUUUGACACAAUUCCCGACUCUGAGUUACUCACGUCUCCCAGGGAACGUGAAAAUUCUUCAUUUCAGAGGUUUCUCAGCUUAUCUGUAUCACCCCCUAAGAAAGACUUGAAUACCGAGGAUUUUACAGAACCUAGACUGUGUAACAUCAUGGCAGAGAAGGUUGAAGCCAGCACUGCCAGCCUUCCCUUGUCACUGACUGCAACUUGUGCAAAGGAUUUGCCUGCUUCAAAGAAACCUAGUGGCAAAGCGCUUUGGGGGGAGCGGAGGCCGUUCCGGCACAGGGAGCGAGACCCACCUGUGCUACAACGCAGUGAUGGGGAAGAGGAGGAGGAGGAGGAGACUUCUGCAACAACCUGCCAUCAGGGGUUUGUGGCAGAUGUAGUAGAGAUUCCGGUAGCAAAGGAGGUUAAAAGAGACCCUGGUGAAAGUGAUGGCCCCUAUAUCAUUGCCCCAGAGAGUAUCUCCCUCAGUGAGCUGGUGAGGUCAAUGCAUCCUUACUGUCAGCGCAACAUUACUGUAUGCUUGAGCCCUGAAAGUCAGCCUCUUGCUGAGGAACUCCUUGCUGGUCCAGUUGUCUUGGAAAUAGUGCCAGAAGAUGGAGAGAGCAUAGAAAUACCAGUAGCCCUGCAGAAUUUUGAGACAAUGGAGCUCCCACACAAAACCAAUAGUAACUGGCCUGACCCUGUGGUCCCUGAGCUGGAAAACAUAUUAGCUGAAGACAACACCAAAACUCCAGUCCUGAGCAAGGAACUUGACAAACAGGCAAAGGAAGCAAGCAGGGCUGCCCUGCAAAAUGCAGAAGACAUUCAUAUACAAGUAAAAGAGAAAGGUCAGAAAUCAAUAGGUGACCAGAUGAGCAAAUCUGCAUCUAAGCAUGUAAGUGUCUCUGGCUCAGAGAAGGCACAGAUAUGUGGCCAGUCCAAGAAGAAGAGGAAAAAAUGUAGUGAGGAAAUAAAGUGGCACAAAGAAACUGUAAAUUGCAAGGAGAUUAGUGCCUCCUCUGAAGAACACUACAGGACUAAACCAAGCAACUCUGUAUGCAAUGUGGAAUUAACUGAAAAAGAGCUGGAGAAAGCUGAACAGCAAGGCCAGAGUGAGUUGCUCCCAAACCAAGCAUCCCAGCCAGUUGAAAACUUAGAUACUCAAGAGGAGGAAUUGCUAAAGAGCGAAUCAAACAAAAAGCCUCCAACCCCACUUGAGCCAAACUUGGAAAGUGCAGAAAUCGCACCACACAGAGAAGAGGGACUUUCUAGUCAACACAGAGGGAGUGCAGACCCAGAGCCUAUUUAUCAGAGAAAUGUGCAAAGUGAGCCUGGAGAAGGAAGUUCAGCCAUCUUGCCAGUGAAUGAGAUGGAAAGCCCAAAAGCUUCCCAGUUACUCCCCAGCAGUACUGUGGAUCUUGUAGGGCAACCUCCUAAGAGCCCCCUCUGCCCCAUUAAUGAGGAGGCUAAGGAAGCAGCAACAAAAGAAGCUAAGCCCAAACCUCUUAGCUUAAGUGAAUAUAGACGGCGUCGACAGCAGCGCCAGUCUAACGAUGGAGGAACCAAGAGUAUAAUGGAGAACCUUAGCGCCAGCAAGUGGCCCACUCUCCCCGAACUUCCCACAGAGUUGGCUGACCUUCCUUGCCUAAUAGUUCCUCCACCACCCACCAAGGUGGCUAAGCCAGAGCUGGUGAAGGAGUGCGAAAGGCCCACUGGCUCCUCCACUCCUCCUCCUCUGAUUGGUAAAGACAGCUCCACGCUUGUGUCCUUGCCAGUCCCUACUGCAGCAGCAGUUGCAAAUUCUUCUCAGCUUGGCUGUGUGAACAGUGCUGCUCCUACAACAGCCCUCUCCAUUCCACCACCAUUGCCCAGUCAUGCAGGUGCCUAUCCCCCUGUGGGAGUGCAGGUGCCCUCAAUACCACCCCCACCUUACCUUCCUACAGCUCCUGGGUCUUUACUCCCUCCCGCUUCUGAUCCCUUCAUCUUGGGCUCGCAGCCACCACCAGUGCCUUCCUGGCCUCACUUUCCCCCUUUGCCAACCAGCUACCAAAGUUUGCCACCUCCACCCCUUGCUCCUGAGAUUUGUCCUCCUGUCUUUCAUAUGCUUCCUCCUGUGCCAUCUCCGAACUGGCCUCCCCCACCUGUCCCCUUGCCACCUUUUGCCCCAGGCCUCCCUUGCAGUUCUAUGGAGUGGAGCCUGAGACCACAGCCUCCCUUCUGGACUGGUAUCCCAGUACCACCACCAGUGUUGCCCUUCUCUUAUGGGGAUCAAAGGACUCUUAUGCAGAAAACCCCAGUUGGCACUUUGCCUGCUCUGGCUCCUUCUAAAGAGAUAUUUGCCCAGCACAGUAAGCCCUUGACACCAGAUUCCUCUCCCUUCAGAGGGCACAAUUUGGCAGUGAGUGAAACACCAGGACUGUCCAUCAAAGGGCCUGGAGGGCAAAUUCCUGCUCCAGUCAAGACAACUGCCAGAAGAGUAUCUAACCCAAGGAAGCAAAUACAAUCCUUGGCUGUUGAAGUCAGUGAAGAGGAGGCCUCAAGCAGUUUUCAGCAGUUUGAGAAGCAGUCUUCUCUCCUCUCCAUUGUGGAGUCCCCAGGGCAUGUUAGAAAGAGCUCCAGCCCUCAGGCCUUGGAGGAACCUCCUUCUCUCCCACCUUCCCAGCAAGUCACAGAACUCACUGGCACACUGAAAUCAUCUGAAGAGUCUUCUGUUCUGCCCGCUCUCCAGCAGAAUGCCAAAGAAGCUUUGCCUACUUCCCAACAACAAAAAGAGGAGGCCUCCUUCCUGUGUGCUCCCUCACUAAAGGAAAAACAAACAAUGUCAACUGAGACCGAUAAGAAGAAUGCUAGUCCCACAAAUUCCCCUGCACCAACAAUGCCCCAGAAGGUGAAUGAGGCUCGCCAGUUUUUGAAGAAACCAGCCUGUACAUGGAAGCAUCAACCUUUCUUCAGCAUUGCACAGGGCAGCCGCAAUAAGGAUAUUGUUCAAGCAUUUAUCAGUGAAAUUGGAAUUGAAGCCUCUGACCUGUCCAGUCUGCUAGAGCAAUUUGAAAAGACAGAAGCUAAAAAGGAAGCAUCUAAUGUGACAAAGGCCAAGGAAAAUUUGACUUUAGGGAAUGAUGGUUCUGAGUUACCACAAGAAAAGAAAAUGGUAGACCGGCUUCAGGCACCAGAGCUCACCAAUAUUGCAGGCUUGACUCCUCCAGCCACCCCACCUCAUCAUCUGUGGAAACCUUUGGCAGCUGUCUCACUUUUGGGGAAACCUGGGUCUCAGAAAGGUGCCAAACCUCACAGAAAAGCUCCAGCCCAUGUAGGUUCUGGUGAACAUGACUACUGUCAGCUCACUGCUGCUCAGUCGAAUGGAGGUGCCCGAUGGAAUGUCAAACAAAAUCUGGAUAUCACUAUAAAGCCUAUCACAACCAUGGCGAAUCAAGCACCAGAACAACCUGCUUCUGCUAAGUUUCCUGCUCCUGCCAUACUGGAUCCUGCAGGCACCAUCAGUAUGACUACUAAUUGCCAGGAUCCCAAGGAGGCUCCCAGCCCUAUUAAUUCUGGGGAGGACCAGAUCAGAGCAUCUACUCCUGUAACAGUUAGCUCAGACCCUGUAAUAUCAGAGUCACUACAGUUAAAUAGCGGCCUCCUAAACCUGCACAAAGAGCCAUUGGACCACCGGACUAAUACAUCAAAGUCUAAGACUAGGGGCAGUGAUGGGUCAUGUUCUGUAUUGCUAUCGCCAGCUGCAUCACCUUGCUGGGAUGGAGCAGAAUCAACCUUACAGCAACCCCAGGAGGUUCAGCAGAAGCGCCUGGCUUCCAAACGCUCCUUGCGAUGUUACCGAGGGAGGCAGAAGUCAGUCAGCCCCCAAAAUGACAGCUAUCAAGGCAGACGAAAUCGUGCGAGCCAGUCUUUCAGCUCCAGUUCUGAUGGGGAAAGUGAUUCUUCCUUAUCUUCCUCUUCUUCCUCUUCUUCGUCCUCUUCCUCCUCAUCACGGUCACGUUCUCGGUCUCCACCAUCGAAGCGCUGGCGAAGCCGUCGCUCACGAAGUUCCAGCUCUUCCUGUGGAAGUUCAUGGAGUCGGUCAAGAAGCCGGUCCCCGUCUCGAUCUUCCUUUUACUCUUCCUACUUAUCAAGAUCAUCUUCCCGCUCCCCUUCUCUGCACAGGAGAAAGAGCCGCCGGAGAAGAUAUGCUUCAAGCAGUUCCCGUGAGCGUUACCAAAGGCAGAAAAUCAGAUACAAAGAGCGUGCAAUAGAAGAACGCCGUGUUGUCUUCAUAGGAAAAAUCUCCAACAGGAUGACACCUUCAGAGCUGCGACAUCGCUUCUCCAUUUUUGGGGACAUUGAGGAUUGCACACUGCACUUCCGGGAGCAUGGGGAUAACUAUGGCUUUGUGACGUACCACUGCCCUGAAGAAGCCUAUGCUGCCAUAGAUGGUGGACAUGCACUGCGUCGUCCUGAUGAGCAGCCCUUUGACCUGUGCUUUGGUGGACGCCGACAGUUCUGUAAAAGGAAUUACACUGACUUAGACUCUAAUAGAGAUGACUUUGAACCAAUUCCUGUGAAAAACAAAUUUGACUCUCUUGACUUUGACACCUUGUUAAAGCAGGCUCAGCGGGGACGCCGGAGGUAACGCUGGCUCUUCCGGGCUCAUUUUGCCCGGUAGGUAUCUGCCUACACCAGCCUUUACCUCAGAUUGGCUGCAGGGGUAGGUGCCCCCCAGGCCUAGCUGCUAUGUUCAGCAUGAUUUUUUUAAGGAAAUAUGGUAAAAAAUCAAUAAACAAUUUAUAUCCUGUUUUUCUAAAGACUAUUUAAGAAGCUCGACACUUUGUUUGACAGUGAGGAUAGGAAUGGACAAGUACCCCCUUCAGUUUGCUUAAUCACUAUGCAGACAAUAAACUCUAAUCAUAGACCUACUAAA